AUGGCUUACUGCCACCCUUGCGACCGCUAUUUCGCCAGCGAACGUAGCUAUGAUCAACACAUUGAAAACAGUUCUGCGCAUUAUGUUGAAUCUUCAAGCGACGAGUACUCCUCCAGCGACGAAGAACUUCAAUUUGAAUGCGAUGGUUGCUACGAUCUAUUGUGGUCCUUGGACGCUCGCGAAAAUCAUCAUGUCUUUGCUCACAGCGAUCGUUAUUGCAUACCAUGUGAACGCAUGUUUGGGAAUGAAAAUAACUUGAUGCAGCAUCAACACUCCAAAGUCCACAUGGGCACAUCUAUCAAAUGUCCCUUCUGUCCCACUAACUACCCAACUGCCUCCGCCCUUAUCAUCCACCUCGAGUCUGGCAGUUGCCCUUCUGGUAUGAAUCGCGCAAGAAUCAAUGCCGAAAUUCGUCGAUUGGACAGCAACCACAUUAUCACUUCUCGCCUCCUCGAAUAUCCCUCCUCAAACACUCCUAGCAUUGCCACCCAGCGCUCCUGGAACGGACAAUACUAUGAGUGUUACCUAUGCUCUCGACAAUGCACUACUCUUCAGGCGCUCAAUCAGCAUUUACAAAGUCCAGCCCAUGAACAGAAAGUUUAUCAUUGUCCGGAGUGGAGCGAGAAGUGGAAUUGGCAACAUGGUAGGCAGAAUGAUCCAGAAUUAAGGGAAGCUGGAUGGGAAAUUUCAAUGAGCACAGUUUUGGGCCAAAUGGGUAUGGCUCAUUCACCACUCUUUCCCGCAGCAUCAGCUCUUCUUUCCUUGUUCCUGCAUACGCAUAGAUUAUCCGCCGACAUCACCGUCGCCGCCAUUUCAACUGUACCGCCAGCGUUUUGA
Sclerotinia borealis F-4128 is the source of this 837-nucleotide messenger RNA. NCBI's taxonomy places the organism in Eukaryota, Fungi, Ascomycota, Leotiomycetes, Helotiales, Sclerotiniaceae. The record is from the annotation of a GenBank genome assembly.